This is a messenger RNA of Thunnus maccoyii (southern bluefin tuna), 3241 nucleotides long. RefSeq names its product cysteinyl-tRNA synthetase 1 (gene cars1). Gene Ontology annotation, molecular function: ATP binding; cysteine-tRNA ligase activity. The transcript is spliced from 23 exons. The coding region runs from base 104 to 2572 and encodes 822 amino acids. NCBI's taxonomy places the organism in Eukaryota, Metazoa, Chordata, Actinopteri, Scombriformes, Scombridae. Gene Ontology annotation, biological process: cysteinyl-tRNA aminoacylation. The record is from RefSeq and is a predicted model, not a curated record. Gene Ontology annotation, cellular component: cytoplasm.
CACAUUGGUUCCGGUUCCUACUGUUGGCAUAUAUGUCACGGUUUCUCCUUCCGGACACGUUAUUGUUGCAUCAGCAGCCAACCAUCCAGCAGCACCAGUGGCAAUGUCGACCUCAGGAGAGCAAGCCUUUGAGUAUGGCUUCUUGCUACAGAUAAGUGAGGAAGCCGCGCUGGCAGCGGCCCUGAAUGACUACCUAACCUCACGCAGCUACCUGGCUGGGUUCAGCCCCUCCCAGGCCGACCAGAAAGCCUUUAAGCUCCUCCGCAGGCCCCCAGAUCCGCAACAUGUCCACGCUCUGCGCUGGUACAGACACAUAGCAGCCCUUCAGCAGCAGGACCUCAUCCCAGACAGCAGCAUGAAAGGAAAGCGGGUUCAGCCUCCGUGGUCUCCACCAGCAGGAACAGACGUUCCCCAACUGCGACUCUACAACAGUCUGACCAGAUCCAAGGAGCUGUUUGUUCCCCAGAAAGGGAAUAAAGUAACGUGGUACUGCUGUGGACCAACAGUAUACGAUGCUUCACACAUGGGACAUGCCAGAUCAUACAUCUCUUUUGAUAUCCUGCGAAGGAUACUGAGAGAUUACUUCAAGUAUGACGUCCUGUACUGCAUGAACAUCACAGACAUAGACGACAAAAUCAUUAAACGAGCUCGGCAGAACUAUCUCCUGGACCAGUACAAGGAGAAGAAGCCACAAGCUGCUCAAAUACUGCAGGAUGUCCUGAGUGCCAGAGGACCCUUUCAGGUCAGUUUGGCUUCGACCACAGAUCCAGACAAGAAGCAGAUGCUGGAAAGGCUGGACGCCGCCGUCACCGCCGCCCUGCAGCCCCUGCAGGCAGCGAUAGCCAGCAAAGCAGCGGAUGAAGUGAUUCAACCUCUGGCUCAGGUGCUGUUGGAGAAUUCGAAGGACUUGUUGGCUGAUUGGUUGGACAAACAGUUUGGAAGUCAAGUCACAGAGAACUCCAUCUUCUCUAUUCUCCCGAAAUACUGGGAGGGAGAAUAUCACAAAGACAUGGACGCUCUGAACGUUCUUCCUCCUGACGUCCUCACUCGAGUCAGCGAAUACGUGCCUGAGAUUGUGGACUUUGUGGAGAAGAUUGUCUCGAAUGGUUAUGGGUAUGAAUCAAACGGUUCUGUUUACUUUAACACCUCAAAGUUUGACGCCAGUCCGCAGCACUCGUACGCCAAACUGGUGCCAGAGGCAGUCGGAGAUCAGAAAGCGUUACAGGAAGGAGAAGGGGAUCUGAGCAUCUCUGCUGACAGAUUAAGUGAGAAAAAGUCCCAGAAUGACUUUGCCUUGUGGAAAGCCUCCAAACCCGGAGAGCCUUCCUGGGAGUCUCCGUGGGGGAAGGGAAGGCCCGGCUGGCAUAUUGAAUGUUCAGCCAUGGCUGGCUCCAUCUUGGGAGAGUCCAUGGACAUCCACGGCGGCGGCUUUGAUCUGCGGUUCCCCCAUCACGACAACGAGUUGGCUCAGUCUGAGGCUUUCUUUGAAAAUGAUUUCUGGGUCCGUUACUUCCUGCACACCGGACACCUGACGAUCGCAGGAUGCAAGAUGUCAAAGUCUCUAAAGAACUUCAUCACUAUUAAGGACGCCUUGGCAAAGAACACAGCUCGUCAGCUCCGUCUGGCUUUCCUGAUGCAUUCCUGGAAAGACACCCUGGACUACUCUUCCAACACGAUGGAGUCAGCCGUCCAGUACGAGAAGUUCAUGAAUGAGUUCUUCCUGAAUGUGAAAGACAUCCUGCGCGCUCCCACUGACAUCACCGGUCAGUUUGAGAAGUGGGAGGCAGCAGAGGUGGAGCUGAACAACGGUUUCUACGACAGGAAGUCUGCCGUCCACGAGGCUCUGUGUGACAACAUGGAUACUCGCACCGCCAUGGAGGAGAUGAGAGUGCUGGUCGGCCAGAGCAACACCUACAUCGCCAGCAGGAAGAGCGCCAAGCUGAGACCCAACCGCAUGCUGAUGGAGAGUAUCGCUGUGUAUCUCACCAACAUGUUGAAGAUAUUUGGUGCCAUUGAAGGAUCAGAGCCUGUUGGUUUCCCAGUGGGAGGACAAAGUCAGAACAUCGAUCUGGAGAGCACGGUGAUGCCGUACCUCACAGUGCUGUCGGACUUCAGAGAGGGAGUCCGAAGAAUCGCCAGAGAGCAGAAAGUGUUGGAGCUGCUGCAGCUCUGUGACGUCGUCCGUGAUGAUACGUUACCGGAGCUGGGCGUCCGACUGGAAGAUCAUGAAGGUCUGCCGACGGUGGUCAAACUGGUGGACAAGGAGACAUUACUGAAGGAGAAAGAGGAGAAGAAGAUGAUGGAAGAUGAGAAGAAAAGGAAGAAGGAAGAAGCCGCCAAGAAGAAACAAGAACAAGAGAUGGCUAAACUUGCAAAAAUGAAGAUCCCUCCAUGUGAGAUGUUUCGCGCAGAAACUGACAAAUAUUCCAAAUUUGAUGAAACGGGUUUCCCCACUCAUGACGCCGAAGGGAAGGAGAUCAGCAAAGGUCAAGCCAAGAAGCUGCGAAAACUCUACGAGACCCAAGAAAAAUUACACAACGAGUAUCUGGAGAUGAACCAGAACGGCAACUGAUUAUGUGUGUUUACUAAAAAAAACGAUCCCAAGAACCCGCCUCUGCAGAAUACCAACAGAAUAAAUGUUAAAGGCCAGUUUGUCUCCUGUAUAUCUGUUUCUGGUCAGAAAAACUAUACGGUAAAAAAAUUGGACAAAAACAUAACCAAAAUCCUUUUAACUAAUUCUGUUUGUAUCUCAUCGUCUCUCCGCAACAGCAGCAAGACAGUAAAUGAAAUGAGGUUUUAAUGAUGUGACAGCGCAGCUCCAACUGACUGCAAAUGUUUUAUACACUGAUGGUGUUUCUACUGGAACUCUGUAGCACUGCCAGUCAUUUAAAGGAUUAAAUACAUUUUUUUUUUACUGUAUGAUUUAACAUAUUAACCAUAAAAAAUUAAAAGACAACAUACAGAUGGGUGACAACUUAAAUGAAAAACAUAAAAUGUCUUAAUAAGGUGUUUUUCCACCAUGUCAUAGAUAAAAAAAAAACACCAUUUUUACAAAAAUAUUCCUUUAUUUUGUGUUUUUUGAUGGUGGUGGAGCUUUCACUGUCACCAUUUUCAUAUUUGGAAAAAAGCAUUUCUCCAAACAUUUAUUCAGGUUUUUCCUUUAAUAUGUCACCUUGUCCGUAUCUACAUUUCUAGAUCAGAAUUGGCUGAACUUUUUAAAUAAAAAUCAGUGUUGGACCAA